Molecule: messenger RNA, 1350 nt
Organism: Monosiga brevicollis MX1
Lineage: Eukaryota; Choanoflagellata; Craspedida; Salpingoecidae
Exons: 2
Coding region: 1-1350 (449 amino acids)
Biological process (GO): double-strand break repair via homologous recombination
Cellular component (GO): cytoplasm; chromosome; nucleus
Molecular function (GO): four-way junction helicase activity; 3'-5' DNA helicase activity; ATP binding
Source: RefSeq, a predicted model, not a curated record
AUGAGCGUGGCUUGGCCGCGUACACUGGUGUUGCAUCAUACGCCCGAGCCUUCAUUGGGGGCGUUGAAUGUGGCACACUCUCAAAGCCAGCAUGCAGGCAGAACGGCACGCAACGUCUAUGGCCGCACGCAGCUCGAUCACAAGUUUGUGUCCAGUGAAGCACAGUAUGGCCACCAGUUUGUGUCUGAAGAAUGGCACAAGCUCAUGAAGCUGGUAGAUGUAGAGGAUCAGAUCCAAGCCGAGGCCGUGGAUGGGCAGACCUGCGUGCAACAAGUGGUUCAUAAACAGGUGGUCAUCCAGUCGUCUCGGGUCAGAAACGUCAGCACACAGGUGCAAGCGACCGUGGGCACGCAAACAGAUCCCGAGGUUGAAGCCUGCCUUGAUGCUGAGGAUGACAUUGACGAUAUCAUUGCCGGGUUGGAUCUAGACGAAGCCGAGGCAGCCGGAUCGUCCAUGCCAGUUGCCGUGCCGCGAGCCGUGGAAGAGGCUGCGUCGACGGCCUUGCAGCAAGAGCCAAGCCAGCACAAUGACCAAACGCAGCAACAAGAGUAUGAAGAUCAGCUUUGGCUUGCUCAAUGUGUGCGGCAAGCGUGGAAGACAACAUUUCGCGACUGGGAUCAGUAUCGAUUGGCACAGGCUAUGACUCGGCACGAGGCCCAGGACGGCUGGCUGUUGGCCGUGGCCCCGACUGGCAUGGGCAAGACGCUGUGUACACUCGCUCACCUCCAGCCACGCAGGGUCGUGGUGUGGGUAGUCCCGCUUCGUGAGCUUGCCAGAGACUUGUGCCGCCGCUUCAAGCAGGCUGACAUUGUAUCGCAGUGGGCUAAGAAUGAUGGCCGUGACAUGCAAGUCAACGUUCAAGUGAUUGUCAUGACGGUUGACUUUUUGGUUGGCCAUGGGAUGAGCUGCAGCAGAGACCGCUUGGUUGCUCACCACCAGCCUUCUAACUGCCCGGUCAUGAAAGGGCGCUGCUUUCGAUGCCACUGCCGCGGUCAUGGUAGUAGCAAUUGCCAAGUGACCUUGGGGGCGGGUGUUUGCUACCGGUGUUGGAGGCCGCAGAAGAUUGGGGGUGAUCAAGUGGUGGAGUGCACGGGGCGGGCCUGUGCCCAGCGCAACCGCGAGACCAUCCGGGCACUGGUCGCGUCUGUGUCACGCAGUCAAACUUUGCACGGCAUCAUGCAGCGCAUGGAGAGCCCGGCUGAGCUGCUGGCAGUUGGAGGGCGGGACUUUGACCCGUCGGAGAUGCAGGCGCUUGUGGGCUGGCUGUACGGAGCAGAGGGGCGCGUUGGCCAUCCGCGCGUGUUGAAGUUUGUGAUUGAGGCGAAACGGCAGUUUGCAAUGUUGAAGUGA